AUCACAGAUGUUGAGUCCCGAGGAGAAACGCUCUCACGGACAGACAACGUCUAGAUGAAUUAUUUCGCAACAUCGAGUUAGGAGAUCAGUCAGCCGUGAGCAUGCUGACAAGAAUGAAACAAGUCGUCGGCCAAUGUCAGUUCGACGAAGGACUGUUUAGAGAACUCUUCUUAACCAAGUUGCCACAAUCUGUACAGACCGUACUUGUGACACUUGAGGGUACUGUAAUAGAGGACUUAGCUAUUACUGCAGAUAAGAUCCUAGAAAUAACUAAACGGUCUGUCCCCGAAAUAUGCUCAAUGACUAAGCAGACUUCGAGUGAGGAUCCUGCAAUGACAGAGUUAUGCAACUCCCUUCAGCAGAUGUUUAGGUCAAACACACAUUCUAAAUCCUCCAACCGUCGUCCUAAAUCUCCUCAACGCAGGAACUCGCGUGGUCGAUCUAAGUCCAAACCACGUUCACUGAAAAACCCUGACUGGUGCUGGUACCACAACACCUAUGGCCAAGAAGCGAAGUGUUGCCGUAAGCCUUGUAACUUCGGAAAUGUCUCAAAGUCUGUGGGAAACUAUCCCGCCGGCACGCGUUAGCGGCAACCGUCGCCGGUGGCACUAGCCGCCUACUUUACAUCCAUGAUGUGAUAAGCCAGACUCGAUACUUAGUCGACACAGGCGCCGAAGUCAGCGUCCUUCCUGCUACAGCAGCAGAUCGACAGAAGGAACCUACCUUCAACUUACAGGCUGCAAAUGGAAAACCAAUCGCAACCUUUGGUAGGAAAUACGUCUAUCUGAACGUAGGUUUACGCAAACCUAUUCGGUGGAUUUUCCUUCUCGCUGACGUUACAAUGCCCAUCAUUGGCACGGACCUACUUAAUCAUCA
Trichobilharzia regenti is the source of this 876-nucleotide messenger RNA. NCBI's taxonomy places the organism in Eukaryota, Metazoa, Platyhelminthes, Trematoda, Strigeidida, Schistosomatidae. The record is from the annotation of a GenBank genome assembly.